Molecule: messenger RNA, 630 nt
Organism: Ilex paraguariensis (yerba mate)
Lineage: Eukaryota; Viridiplantae; Streptophyta; Magnoliopsida; Aquifoliales; Aquifoliaceae
Source: the annotation of a GenBank genome assembly
AUGGCCACCCACCAAGAUCCAAGGGGUGAUCUAGAAUGUCGUGUUGCAAAUGGGUGUCAUUGUCGAUUGAUUUUGGGGAUAUUGAUUGGUGGCCAAGAAGGCUCAAGCCAAGGACAAGUAACAAAAGAAUCACAUCCUAAGUUGCAAAAAGGUUUUCACUGGCCUAGUCUCCUAAAUUGUCAACCUUAUGAUGAAGAUGGACAGUCUUUCGCUAAGUUGGAGAAGAGCAAGGCUAUUGAGGCUGAGAUAGAGAGAAGGAUGACUAAGCUUGAGCUAAAAAUUUCUACUAUCGAGGAGGAAGCUCUCCAUGCCGUUAGGGUGAAACUUGACUAUGACCUCUUCCUCCAACACAUCUCUGUUCUAGAGUUGAUGUUGGAUGAGGAGGAAGAUGAAGCUGAUGGUAAUGUUCUGCAGGACUAUUCACAUGUGAACGAACCCAUCCCUAAAAGUGAUGGGGGUGGCUCAAAGAAAGGCAGACCUUCCCCAUUCAGUUUCCUUUUUCCAUGCUAUACGAGGGUACUCAAGACCUAUACUUCCUUGCUACCCCCACUAUCCCAGCCAAGCCAUGCCAUGAUCGAAGAAUUUGGAGACUUAGAUGACUUGUUCGGUGAUCCUAAAGGCGGUGAUUAG